CCAUCGGCGCCAUGUUCAGUCAUGUCGGAGACGGACAACUUUGUGCUAGUGACUCGUCGAAGGAGGCAUCGUAAGGCAAAGAAAAACUUGUGCGGAGACGUGACUACUCAAAACGUAGUUACGCAGGACUGCGAGGUUGAUUGCGAACUUCUUCUUCGCACGUUAGGCAACACGAUAAUCGAGGUCAGAGAUACAUCCUUUACCAAGUUUGUUCUUAGCCAAUUGACGGACUCUCUAACCGUCCUAGCCUCUAAGGGUAUUUCCGAGAUAGUCUGCUACGGGUUAGGACGAUUCUCGCAGUACAGGUCAUCGAAAUGUCAAUUGGCGCUUCUGCUGUGUUUGAAGGCGCGACACGUGGACGCUCGCGUGCACGUGUACGAUCCAGUGUUUUGCCCCGAGGAAGUGCAAGUUUUGCGUGCUCUGGGUCUAGAGGUUAUAGAGAUCAACGAGGAGGGCAAGCGUAUCGUCCAGCGAGAUAAAACGACUCUCGUAUACAUGCCGCAUUGCUCGCGGCAGUUGACCAAUAAUUUUCUCUACGCAAACUGGGGAGAGGGAUUAAGCAAUUGCAUUCUGCUCGCUAAUAGCUUCUCAGGGAUAGUUGACAGUUGUUUGCACAGGGAUGCACUGAAUAUGGCAGGUUACAUAUUGCGCAUUCGACCUUAUGUUACAGAAAUUCAAUUGGAAAAUUCCUUUGAGUACGAGGAAGUUUUCAACGACCUUAGCAUUCAUAUCUUUACCAAGCAAGAUUUGCUUAAAACCCCGGCAGAUUUCUGGAACUCUAGAGAGGAACCACAAUAUUUAAAAAAGGACGUCGAAUUUAUUGCAACUGCACGUUAAUAAAUAAUAUUCGACACGAAUUAUAAUACAGCAACAAUGAAUGGUAAUAUCAAAAUUGUUCGUUCUCUCGUACGAGAAAUUCGCAGAGUCUCGCAGAAUAAGAGUACAAAAGAGAACGCAAUGUUACAGUAUAUCAUGGAACAAGCACAUAUUCAUAAAGAGACGUCUCAAGUUUUGUGUAAAGCAAGAGAAGAAUUGAAGAAUUUAGCAGAG
Messenger RNA from Camponotus floridanus (Florida carpenter ant), 1050 nucleotides. Its product is annotated as protein FMC1 homolog. The record is from RefSeq and is a predicted model, not a curated record. The coding region runs from base 22 to 837 and encodes 271 amino acids. Gene Ontology annotation, cellular component: cytoplasm; nucleus; mitochondrion. The transcript has 3 exons. Lineage: Eukaryota; Metazoa; Arthropoda; Insecta; Hymenoptera; Formicidae. Gene Ontology annotation, biological process: microtubule-based process.